UAGCAUCAUCCGGGAUGAAUGGGCGGAACCUGAAUCACACGUCUGGCAGGAAUCUGGCUGCCGGUAGUGAAAAGAAGACAAGAGCCUGAACCUAAUGGAGUUGAGUGUAGCUGGCUGCCGGGGCGGUGAUUCUGCGGGUAGACAGUCUGCUUGACUGUUUUGCAGGUGUCUUGCAGGACCAAAGCGCAGAGGUUCGCAUUCGGAUUCCAAACAUUCAAGAACAACUACGAUGUGGAUCCUGGUCGUCGAUGCCUUCUUGGGGAGGUCCCUCGUCAAAGAUGAAGUUCCUAUUAUUGAUUAACUGCCAAAAGCUGUGAUAAUUCAGCCACAGUUACAAUGAAGGGCCUUAACACAAUGAUGUAGAGUUGCCACAACUGGUGCGUCAUAGCAGACAGGAAUAACGCCUUUAACCUUCACCACAGCAAGUGCCAUCAACAACCCCUCUGAUUCCCACCUUCCGUCAAUGAUCCUCUCUUCUCUCAUUUGCAUGAAUUCAUUGUGAAUUCCCCCACCCGGUUCCUGGUUCCUCACCCAACGAUUUCCCACUUAGCAUUUUGUAACCGCAGUAUACAUUAAAGCGGCCACUAAACGACUCUUACCUAUUAAAGUAAAGAAUAAACCGCCCGCCACUCACUCUCCCUCCCAUCCUCCUAACACACUCAAUCGAUGACGUCACCUGGCGACCUUUGCUCUUCACAAUGGUCUUUCAGCAUUUCCCUCCAGUUCCUGAAAAUGCAAAGCGCUGCUAAUCCCAUCACGUGACCAGCUUGGUCUCAGUCUAUUUGAACGUCCACUGCUUCCGCGAAGAUCCCCAGAACAUGAGAUACCCAGCCAUGGGACCGUUGCAGAGGCAUCGGACGUGCCUUCUCCUCUUCGUGGCUCUGGUUCUCGUGGCAUCCUAUGCCAUCUUCAUCAGUUUCUUCGAGACGUCACACCCUUUCAACGUUCCCCGAACCUACAUGGUGGAUCCAGUGCCUACCAGAAGAGACCUGGCAAGGAAACUUUUAAAAGUACAAAGGCAGAUAGAGUUUCAAGCAGGUUUCGACAGCCGAAUAGAUGCUGCCUGGGCCAAGGAGCUUCUUGCAGUCAUUGCCGAGCUGGAUCCGAGAGUGACAGCCAAGCACCCGCCUCAAACAACAGAGACAACAGACGCAAACAUUUCCCUAAUCAACGAAAUCCCCAAUGUCUGUCCGGAAGUUUAUAAAGGGCGAGAAUACGACCUCGCGCAUGAGCAUAAUUUUGAAGAGGUUAAAUGUGAAGCCAAGACAUUCAAAGAAGUCUUGACCAUUACUGUGAUAGCAAAGGGUUGGGAAUCUGUAAGGUUAGAGCAUCUAUUACUAAACCUCAGGAAAUAUUAUGCUACUGACAUAGUGGUUUUAGCAUUUGGAAAUUUACCAAAGUCUGCGCGCACGGACGGUAUUGUGGUGGAAGACUUUGGCAGUCAGGCCACUGAAGCGAUAGCUUUAAAUAAGGUUGUUAAUAUCAUAACUACUCCAUACAUCUUAGUAGUGAAUUCCCUAUCGCAUUUCAACGACCAAUCUCCUUUAGAGCGCCUUGUCCGGGUACUGGAGAACCUUGAGGACGUAGUUGUUGCUUCAGGGGCAUACAGGGACAUUAACGGAUACUGGCGUCACGGAUGCCUACAAACUACUGCGGAAAAUUAUAGGUUAAAGUAUACUCGAGGGUACGAACAUUCCCUUCAAGAAUGUAUGUACUGUGAUGAUGUUCUUGGUCCAUUCGUUGUUAAGACAGACUUCCUCAAGAGAGUACCACUGACAGAAAAUAUGGUUGGUGGUCCAACCUUAUUCCGUGACUGGUUCCUCAAUGUUCGCUUAACCGGGAAAUUGGUGGUUUCAUGCCCGGAUGUGAUGUUUUUUGUGAACUCAGAACCAACAAUGAACAGAAAUGACUGGCAUACGAUUGCUAAGAAAUGGUCCUUUGAAAGCAUACAGUCUUUCGAUGGAAAGAACUUCGAAUUUUCAUGUGAAGAAGCACAGAUAUCUUGCACCAACCUAAUGAAGACUGUAUCCUCUUUCCUCGUUCCUCCUUGUUGUCGAAAAAAGAUUCGAGAGGAACUGGGCUACAUUCAAGAUUGUGCUCAAGAACUUGGAAUUUACUACGAAUUGCAAGCAGGAACUCUUUUAGGUGCAGUGAAAAUGGAUGGUAUUUUACCUUGGGACUUCGACACUGACGUUAUUACCAACUGCGUCGACCAGGAGGUUUGGUUAACGAAAGGCUUUCAGUGCUUGGCCAAGAAAGGGUGCAAAUCCAAGCUGCGGUCUGGCAAUUACUGGACUUCUGCUUGUGAGGUCUCCAUCAUCGAUAUAUCGUGUCGAUAUAACAGAAGCAUCACAUUACCUGUCGAGUACCGCAAGGUAGCAACGCAAGCAGAGCUAGACGGCAGAUGGAUUACGGUGACCAGCAACCCAGGAAGGAACAGCCGUAACCGGUAUGGUCCAGAGUACUUAAAGCACGUGGUUCACUGGAGGUACUACAAACCUAAGAGUCUGACUGGCCCUAAAGACGAAGUGCCCGACCUCACGGGAUUGUGGAGUAGCUGUGCAGAACCCGCAUUCCAUUCUUGCCUCGAUCAUUUCCCCGUGGACGGCAACAUCAGGUUCAAGACGUCUGUUGGCAAAAGCCCUUGACAUGAAAUUGCGAUGGGGUACUAUUUCGUUCUCCUCAGAGAUGUGAUAUUUUUGCUAUACUAUACUACAAAGAAUAAUGGUAAAAUGAAGAGAUUUAUAGUUUGGUAUCCUAGCAGUUAACAUUAACGUAUUUUCAUCAAAAGUUCUUGGCAAAAGAUUUCAUAAUGUUCUACAUUUGCAAAAUAUCCUGUAAAGCAUACGUUUAUAAACAUAUAUUUAUAUGUAUGUAUGAUUGUGUGGUUUACAUUUGUAUAUAACAAACUAUGUGUGCAGCCAUAUAGGUGUCAGUAAGCAAUCACACACAUAUAUGUAUAUACAUGUGUGUUUAAAUCAUACGGUCAAACACAUAAAUGCAACUGCAAUCACAGACAUGCAUUCAUAAUCUUAUACAUAUAACCUAUAUAUAUAAACUUCAAGUACUCUUUAACAACAAUACAGCCUAAGCUUUGUGGGUGUGUGUAUACGGAUAUAUAUAAUAUAUAUAUUAUAUAUAUGCACACUUACUGAAAUAUACCUAAAGAAUUGUAGACAUAAUCUGCCUUAAUCAUAGUUCGGUUUGUGCAAGCUGUGCCUUAAAAGUUUUGUCCUCCAGCACUUUUGAUAAUUAUCUACUAAGCUAUUACUGUUUGUUGCUAGGACACAAGCGAUUCUAAGUUCGGAAGCAGUUUCAUCAGUCAGCAAUGAAAAGUUCCUGGGUAGUACAGUACUUUUUUACGGUGUGUUGAUGAACAGAAAACAGUUCACGUUUCACUAAACUGUUAUAUUUCUUUUUUAUUUGACGGUUGUGUUCCAUGAAUUGUUUUUUCUUACUCGCUUCUGUCCAUUGAUGUUAGGAACGCUGUUUCCGCUUCUAAUAAGAAGACGGCAAUUAUUCUAGUCAAUCUAAUUUAACAAUUUGCAAAAGCCACUUUUCAGUGUGUUCGCUUCCAUUCAGAUACUUUAGAUUUUCUAAGAAGUGUUACGCGUGAAAAGCACUUGUGAGUGAGAGUAAGGGUGAGAGUAUUGUCAUGAGCGGGUCAUUUAGUUUUGACAGAAGGUGACUUGACUGGAAUUUGCGUAAUUCAGUACAAGCACAGUUAUAAUGGGCAUAAAGUUUUCGUACGCAAUGAGAGGCUGUGUCGAUAAAAAUCUAUAUAUAUAUAUAUAUAUAUAUAUAUAUAUAUAUAUAUAUAUAUAUAUAU
This is a messenger RNA of Macrobrachium nipponense, 3829 nucleotides long. RefSeq lists its product as uncharacterized. The record is from RefSeq and is a predicted model, not a curated record. The transcript is spliced from 4 exons. NCBI's taxonomy places the organism in Eukaryota, Metazoa, Arthropoda, Malacostraca, Decapoda, Palaemonidae. The coding region runs from base 819 to 2648 and encodes 609 amino acids.